AUGCAGGCACACAUGCUCCUCUGCCUGGCCCUGGCCGCCUUCAACUCUGUCGAUGCAUUCCCACUGGCUGGGCUCUUUGCACGCGAACAGCUCAACUCCAUGGCCAACAUCCAUCUGCCCGGUGUUGCCUCUGCGCGAGGACCCUACCAAGCCGAAGCGUCCGCCGCAGACGCCGCCGAGGUCCUCGGACAGUAG
Beauveria bassiana ARSEF 2860 is the source of this 195-nucleotide messenger RNA. RefSeq lists its product as uncharacterized. The transcript has 2 exons. NCBI's taxonomy places the organism in Eukaryota, Fungi, Ascomycota, Sordariomycetes, Hypocreales, Cordycipitaceae. The record is from RefSeq and is a predicted model, not a curated record. The coding region runs from base 1 to 195 and encodes 64 amino acids.